Messenger RNA from Orcinus orca (killer whale), 9862 nucleotides. RefSeq names its product ral guanine nucleotide dissociation stimulator (gene RALGDS). Gene Ontology annotation, cellular component: plasma membrane. NCBI's taxonomy places the organism in Eukaryota, Metazoa, Chordata, Mammalia, Artiodactyla, Delphinidae. The record is from RefSeq and is a predicted model, not a curated record. The coding region runs from base 982 to 3366 and encodes 794 amino acids. Gene Ontology annotation, biological process: positive regulation of GTPase activity; Ras protein signal transduction. Gene Ontology annotation, molecular function: guanyl-nucleotide exchange factor activity. The transcript is spliced from 19 exons.
GUGGACACAGAAGUGACAAGGGGGAAAGAAGAAAUUGGUUGGAGGAAGCUCUACCACGGGGCAGGACCAUCUAGUCUCCUGGCAACAUGCCCAGGGCUCAAAGCGUGAGGGACAGAGGUGCCAGGCAGAUGCGCUGGGCGUCUCCAAGGUUCCCGGGGGUCGGCGUAGGCAGGAACAAUCCCCAGGGCAGCCUGCAGAGGACAGUUCCUCGGGUCCUGCAUCCACCACUCUGGGCACCUGGAACUAGGAUGAGAUUCCCCCGUAGCGUGGAGGGAAUUACAGGAGAGAAGUCCUUGGUUUACUCCACUGUAAUUUGGGGUGCAUAGAUGGAGUGAUCCCGAGGGUCCUGCAGCUCGUAGAAGAGUCUUUUGCCCUUGGUUCUCCAUCCCUGACCCACUGUCUCCAAGUCUUCCGGUUAGAAAAUGCUUUCUACUCCUUCGAGGUCCUUCUGAGCAGGGGGCAGCCUGGGGGCCUGGGGACCUGGGGACCUGGGUGGUACAGAAUGAGGCAGAGCAUUGGACCACGUCUUUGUUGGCACCUGGGGGUCCUCAUUUGGAAGUGGGUGGAGUCACUGCCCUGGUUGGAGUGAGGAGGCCUCCGGAGUGAACUGGACACCAGGACAGUGGCGGGAAAGAGGGGAGCAAGAGAGGCUUCUGAGGUCCUGCACAUCGCCCCUGGAGCCGGCAGGUCCUGCUCCUUUGCCCCUCCGGCGUAGGGAGAGUCGCUGCCUUGACUACACCCAAACAAAGAGCUCCACGCAGGAGAUUGGCGAGGAGCUGGUCAACGGCGUCAUCUACUCCAUCUCCCUGCGCAAGGUUCAGGUGCACCACGGCGCCAACAAGGGCCAGCGCUGGCUCGGGUAUGAAAAUGACUCGGCCCUGAACCUGUAUGAGACCUGCAAGGUGCGGACCGUGAAGGCAGGCACGCUGGAGAAGCUGGUGGAGCACCUGGUGCCCGCCUUCCAGGAGAGCGACCUCUCCUAUGUCACCAUCUUCCUGUGCACCUACCGAGCCUUCACCACGACCCAGCGGGUCCUGGACCUGCUGUUCCAAAGCCGGAGGGUCAGCCAGUAACACUAGACGUCAUAGCAGGUACGGUAGAUGUGACGCCCUCACGGCCUCCUCUAGAUACGGGUGCAUCCUCCCUUAUUCCAGCGAGGACGGCGGACCUCAGGACCAACUGAAAAAUGCCGUCUCCUCCAUCCUGGGCACCUGGCUGGACCAGUACUCCGAGGACUUCUGUCAGCCCCCGGACUUCCCGUGCCUCAAGCAGCUGGUGGCCUACGUGCAGCUCAACAUGCCCGGCUCCGACCUGGAGCGCCGCGCCCACCUUCUCCUGGCCCAGCUGGAGCGCACAGAGCUCACCAAGGCAGAGCCGGAGGCUCUGGCUCCAGCUCUGAAGCCGACUGCAGCCCUCGAGCCAGUGCCGGCUCCAGCUCUAGCACCCAGGCCGGUGCCAGGUCCAGACCUCGAGCCAGCUCUGGCACCAGCACCAGCUCCAGCCCCAGAGCCUUCCUGGCCUUCGCCCGUGGCUGCAGAGAACGGGCUGGGUGAGGAGAAGCCUCACCUCCUGGCGUUCCCGCCCGACCUGGUGGCAGAGCAGUUCACGCUGAUGGACGCGGAGCUGUUCAAGAAGGUGGUGCCCUACCACUGCCUGGGCUCCAUCUGGUCCCAGCGGGACAAGAGGGGCAAGGAACACCUGGCUCCCACCGUCCGUGCCACCGUCGCCCAGUUCAACAGUGUGGCCAACUGCGUCAUCACCACCUGCCUCGGGGACCGAAGCGUGACGGCCCGCGCCAGGGCCCGGGUGUUGGAGCACUGGAUCGAGGUGGCCCGGGAGUGCCGGGUCCUCAAGAACUUUUCGUCCCUCUACGCCAUCCUCUCUGCUCUGCAGAGCAACUCCAUCCACCGGCUGAAGAAGACGUGGGAAGAAGUUUCCAGGGACAGCCUCCGCAUCUUUCAGAAGCUGUCAGAGAUUUUCUCAGAUGAGAACAACUACUCCCUAAGCAGAGAGCUGCUCAUCAAGGAGGGGACCUCCAAGUUUGCCACCCUGGAGAUGAACCCCAAGAGAGCCCAGAGGCGGCCGAAGGAGGUGUUGUCACAGGGUGUCAUCCAGGGCACCGUCCCCUACCUGGGCACGUUCCUCACAGACCUGGUGAUGCUGGACACUGCAAUGAAGGACUAUCUGUAUGGGAGACUGAUCAACUUCGAGAAGAGGAGGAAGGAGUUCGAAGUGAUCGCCCAAAUCAAGCUGCUGCAGUCGGCCUGCAACAAUUACAGCAUCGCAGCCGAAGAGCACUUCGGAGCCUGGUUCCGGGCUAUGGAGCGGCUCAGCGAGGCUGACAGCUACUCCUUGUCGUGUGAGCUGGAGCCCCCUUCCGAGUCGGCCAGCAACACCCUCAAGGUCAAGAAGAACACGGCCAUCGUCAAGCGCUGGAGCGACCGCCAGGCCCCCAGCACGGAGCUCAGUACCAGCAGCAGCUGCCACUCCAAGUCCUGUGACCAGCUCAGGUGCGGCCCCUACCUCAGCAGCGGGGACAUUGCCGACGCACUGAGUGUCCACUCGGCCGGCUCCUCCAGCUCCGAUGUGGAGGAGAUCACCAUGAGCUUUGUCCCAGAGUCCCCUGACGGCCAGGAGAAGAAGUUCUGGGAGUGCACCUCCCAGUCGUCCCCGGAGACCUCCGGCAUCAGCUCGGCCUCCAGCAGCACCUCGUCCUCCUCAGCCUCCACCACGCCCGUGGCCACCACGCGCACCCACAAGCGCUCCGUGUCAGGGGUCUGCAGCUACAGCUCCUCCCUGCCCCUCUACAACCAGCAGGUGGGCGACUGCUGCAUCAUCCGGGUGAGCCUGGACGUGGACAACGGCAACAUGUACAAGAGCAUCCUGGUGACCAGCCAGGACAAGGCUCCAGCUGUCAUCCGCAAAGCCAUGGACAAACACAACCUGGAUGAGGAUGAGCCAGAAGACUACGAGCUGGUGCAGGUUAUUUCGGACGAUCGAAGAUUUCCAGCAGCUCUAGGAUUUUCUGCAACUCUUCACACAAUUGAUUUCACCCAGAAACUCACUAGAAGGCGUCCUGCCUCUCUCUGUCCGGCAUGUGGUGGCCACUCAUCUGGGCUGGCGUCUGAUGAAUCCCGGGGGCCGUCCUGCACAGUGCAGGGUGUUCAGCAGCCUUCCUGGCCUUGGCCCACUGGACACCAGGUAACACCCUCUCCCCAGCUGCGACCACCAAAAGUGUCUCCAGACUGCCACGUGUUCCCCGGGCACAAAAUCGCCCGGGUUGAGAACCACUGGUCCAGGGACCAAGACUGUCCUCUCGCUGCAGCUGAUGUCCCUUGCCUGUCCCUCUUUUCUUGCUGGGCCUAAAUCAGGGGGGAGGAAGACCUCGAAAUCAUUGAGGGGACCGAUGGAGAAAGAGUGCCCCCUCUCCGCGCUGGGUUCCAGUGUGUUAGCCGGAAAUGGCGCGAGACCCCUGAACUGACCUGGAAAGGACCGUAUGGCUGGCUUAGGGCGGAGGGUUGUCCUGCCUUCAUUAGGCCUGGCCCGUUUUCCCUCCAGUUCAGCUCAAAAGGAAAUAGAGUCGCAUUUCUGCAAAUCCAUGGGUAUUGCUACCAGGACACCAAAAUCCAGGUGCUCAAGUCUCUUAUAUAAAAUGGUGCAGUGUUUGCAUAUAACCUACCCACGUUUACCUGCGUACUUUAAAUCAUUUCUAGAUUACUUAUAAUACUUAAUACAAUGUAAAUGCUAUGUAAAUAGUUGUAAAUGCCAUGCACACGUUAUGUGAAUAGUUGCCAGCGAGAGGCAAACUCAAGUUUUGCUUUUGGGAACUUCCUGGAAUUUUUUUUUUAACGUUUUCCAUCUUCAGUUGGUUGACUCCCCAGAUGCGGAACCCUCAGACAUGAAGUUGGUUUGCAUUUGGGGCCAUGUUGUUUGCUUUGGUUUCAUUUUGCCUAGCACUUAUGGUUUAAUUCACAUUAGGUAAAAUACAAACAAUGGGGUCCCAUCAUGCUUUGCCUUAGAAGAAGGAGCAAGAGAGAAUUCUCACCUACUGGGCUGAUGAGACUGACACUCAUAGGAUUUUGCUGCUGGGGUCCCCCUGACCUUCCUGGGGUACAGAGUAGCAGAGCUGGAAGGGCCAAAUGCUACAGCGGGUGUUCAGGAAAUGUUGUUGAACGAAUGAGUGGAGGAAAGAAUGAAUGUUCGUCUAGUACAGAGGCUCUUGGUCUGGGGUCCACGAGUCUGCCAAAAAUUGUGUACAGAUGACUGCACAUGUGUGCGUUGUUGGGGGAAUGGAGACCAAACAUUCAUCAGCUUCUCGAAGGGGUCGUGACCCACCGAAGACAAGAGGAAAGAACGGCCCCUCCUCCCCUUACGGCCGAGGCCACUGAGGCCUGCAAGGGCAGUGGUGGCAGCAGGCUGCCUGGGGACGCCAGCGAGCUGGCGACAGAGCCAGGAUCAGACCUGGCGCCCAAUGUGGAGCCCCCGUGUCCCCCGCCCAGCAGCCCCUACUCACACUCCAUGCCUGCCAGGGGCAUCUUAUAGGCCAAUGUCAGGGCACGGGGGUCAGUGACCUUCAGACACCUGGCCAUCCUGCCAGUAUCGUUCAAGGGACAGCCCACCUUCUCUGCGAUCUGGGGGUUGGGGAGAGGCGGUGCUCAGGGCAGAGAACACGGGGUCCAGGACAGAAAGUGGAAAGGAGGAAGGCUCCUCCCCCCCCACAGCUCCUCCUUUUACCUUUUUGGCCCAGAAGAGGGGGUUCUUCUGGAUGGCCCAGGGGCACAGUGCCACACCACUCUGGCUGAUGGCUCUCUUGAUGAGGCCCUUGUUGUAGGGAGAGAGGGUCUGCAAUACACAGAGGUCCUGUCACCAACCUCGCCCGCCCCCGACCCCCGUCUCCAGGGCUCGGCCAAGGACACCCCACACGUCAGCUCCAGCCCCCCUACUCCCUAUCUGCAUCACCCCUUCCCACACCUUAGGGGUCCCCAGACCUGCAGAGAGACGCUGGCCCCUCCGGCUGAUUCCCCAAAGAUGGUGAUGUUGUCAGGGUCUCCCCCAAAGGCUGCAAUGUUCCUCUUCACCCAAGCGAUGGCCAUGUGCUGGUCCCGAAGGCCAUAGUUACCUGGGGACAGGGUAAGGGCCUUCAGCGGGGACCCUCGGCCCAGACCGGGGUGCUAGGGGCCGGGCCCACACAAGGUGCGCUGUCCGUGUGGGUGGGAUGAGCACGUCCCUGACUGUGCGGAGACCCUCUGGAGCCCCAGGAUAUUACGUCCUGCAGCGUCCCCAGGAGGCUGGCGGGCUGGGAGCUGUGGGAGCGGGUCCCAGGCUCGGGAAGGGGCACGGAGGGCCAGGGCCGCUCAGCUGUCUCCCGCUGGGCCACACUCCCUCUUGUCUGUCCUGGGGCUUCCGCGUCCCGAGUCACUGCCUCGGUGUCCCAGCCCCUGUCUCUUUCACUUGCCUCCCUGCCCCUCCCCGCGGCGCUCUCUGGGUCUGGCUGGCAACCUCUUCUCUUUGGCUACAGCUGUGUCUCACGGUCCAGCUCCAGCUCCCUCACUCUGCAGAUAGGAUUCUGGGCCUUUCUAGGGGGAUGUCGGGAGUUGUUUCAGAACAAGGGUUGCCGAGGGGCGUCCCCGCUGGGCUCAGAGCUUAGGGGCUGGGCACGCUCACUCCCACACCCAGUGCCCCCGGUGCCCGGCGGACCUGGCAGGUUGGAGUCUCCGGUGCUGAGGAAGCCCAGGGGGCCGACGCGGUAGUUGAAACUGACCACGAUGACGUUGCCCCGAGUGGCGAUCUCCUCCCCGUCGUACAGGUAGUUGCUGAGAAAGUUGGCCCCUUGGCUGGACCCCACGAGGAAGCCACCUCCGUAGAUCCAGACCAUGACGGGCAGGUUCCGGGAGACUGAGGGGGGGGAGCAGGCCCGGGGACCCCAGAUGAGCCCCCUCCCCGCUCUGUGCUGAUGUCAGGGAAGUUCAGCUCUGAAGCCCCCAGACACAACCCAGGGGCAGGGACCGGGCCUCUGGCUACUUGGGGGCUUCCUGCAGGGCGAGGGGAGCUGGAGGGUGUGUGGGGAGAGCAGACCUUCCUUCCUGCCCUGGGGGACCCAGAUGUUGAGGUAGAGGCAGUCCUCUUUCCCGUAGGUGCUGUCCUGGGUGAUGGUGGCCUGCAGGCAUCGCUUCUUGAAGUCCUUGGCCUUCAGGGUUCCUGGGGAUGGCCGGAGGGGUUGGGGUGAGGAUGGGCCCACCAGCCACAGGGCCUGCCCCACCCUCACCCACUCCCACCUUGCCAGCCGGGGUGUCGCUGUGGGUUCUCCAGGGGCUUGGGGGCGGCGGCAUAGGGGAUGCCCUUGAAGAUGUCGACAUAGUUGCCAAAGAGGCCCAGCUUCUUGUUGACUCCUUCCACGAAGCCGCCCUCCGUGUACACGGCACCCAGCUGGGAUGGGAGGCGGGAGAUCAGGGGGGCUUGGGCUGGUCAGCCCCUGGGGGCAGGGAGCCCACCCGCAGGCCCCGGGUGCCCAGAGGCUCCCCAGAGACAGCUUCAAGGAGGGGCCCAUCUGCACCUGAGACCGAGGCCCCUGCCACCUGCCCCCAUUGCCUGAGGAGGGGACUCACUCCCCACUCGCCCCCUGGGUGUCCUGCUCCCUGAAUCUCAAAGGAGCCUGGUUCAAGCAGUGUGUCCUCAGGAAAGCCUUCCAAGAAGGCCGGGACAGGUGGGGUGGAGGUUUGGAUUCUUGCUGUGGCCGCCUAUACCCUUGAGCCUCAGUUUCCCCUCCUGUAAGAUGGGUGACGACAGUAUCUCCCUCGUGGCCCGUUUGCUUGUCCAGCUGCCAGCAGUGACGGGUGCACCGUGGACACUGAAUGUUUCACGCCCAGCCGUGCGCUCCCUGAGCGGUGGGCCCGUCUUUCUCCUCCGCUCAUUUCCCCCAACGGUGUCCCCUCAAGUCCUCACAGCCCCUGUGCUCCAAGCCGGGAAAGAACCCUGCCCCCCAAGGCCGCCGGCACCGCUGCUGCAUAUCCAGCCCUUGUGCGGAGCCGGCCCCCCGCGGACCAAUGCGUCCAGUCCUCACCAGCAUCCCGGGGGCUGGUGUUCAUCUACCCAUUGUUCCUGGAGGGAACACUGAGGCUUUCCUGUUUGAAGUCACCGCUGGGAAACUGUCUGAACUCAGGGCCGGCCCUUCUCCCCUCCCAGCGCUUCACCCCGUGGCCCAGGGUGAGCACAGGUCCAUGCUUCCUGGCUCUCAGCUGCGCUCGGUUCCAGGUGGGCAGGGGCAGGGCAGCCCCACGUCCCAGGCCUGGCGGGAUCCCAGCUGCCCUCUGAAGUCUAUGCUGAGAGGGGCCCCCUGCCUUGCUGGGUGGGGGUCAGGUGGGCUGGAACUGGAGAGGAAGGGGCUGGAAGCAACACCUGCCGGGUGCCUGGGGGUUGGGCCCAGGCGGCAAGCCCAGGCUGGCCCCUGUCUCUCUCUCUCCCCGCUUCCUGUCCCGGAGGAGCCUCACACACCCCCGGCCUCGAGGCAUUUUUCCUGAUCAGCCUCCCUGGCUGCUGGGAGAGGGCACGGGCCAGGUCAGCGCCUGGCGGGGAGCAGCUCAGAAGUGGCUCUGUGUGACUGAGAUCAGCCUGAGGGCCCCGGGGAGGGGCAGGGCAUGGGGACCCUGGCCAUCCCUCGAGGCCGGUGGGGAGGGGCGUCGCUGGCUCUGGAGCAACACGGAGGGAACCAGGGCCCCCUCAGCACCCAGAAAAGAGCUCCCCCUGAAGGAGAGUGACCUUCUCUCGGGGGCAGACGGCGCCCAGAACGAGGCAGCAGGGGUUCGAACCUCGGGAUGGCAGAGGGUGGAAAGAGCAGGGCCUGAGAGAGCAGCUUGAAGGGUGGCGGGACCCGCAUGGUGCGCUCUGCGCGUGGCUGUUCGCUCCGCCCUGGAAGUGUUUCCCCGCCCUGUGUCCCUCACGCUGCAGGAGGGCAGUGAGGGAGCUCAGACGGUAUGGCCGCCCCAGGAGGGUUGGCUGGGCCUCCUGACUCUCACUGGGGAGGGGAGCUGUAGCAAGCAGGCGGGUGGGGGACCGGGAGAUGGAGGUUACACCUCGAGCCAGACUCCAGGGUUGGACUAGCCCAGGUUCCAGGCUCCUGCUCAGCCCCUGUGGCUGUGUGAUGUUGGGCAAACCCCUUGUCUGGUCUGGGCCCCUGUCUCCCGUUCCGGAAAAGAGGGACAACGUUGACAUCUCUAGAGAGGGGAAGGAGCCAGAGGGGUGUUGUGGGUCAGGUUGCCGACUCAGCAAAUAAAAGUUCAGGCUGCCCAGUUACACUUGAAUUUCAGAUAAAUAAUGAUUUUUUUUUUUAGUGUAUGUCCUAAAUAUUGGGUGGAACAUACAGCAAAAAUGACUCGUGGUUUAUGUGAAAUUCAAGUUGAAUUGGGCACCCAGUAUUUUAUCUGGCAGCCUGAGUCAUCCUGCGAAGGGCAAAACACGAAAUGCAGAGUAAGUGCCUGGGAAAGGCUGAUACGUCUGUUGUCGGGUUCUCUUUCUCAGUCUGGCUCUUUCUGCCAGUGACUCUGCCUGUCUUCCCUUGGCUGGGCCCUGUCCCCAGUUUCCAUGUCUGGCUCAGCGGAGGAGAGAGGGACCCCCUCCCCUGGCCCGACCCCUCUGCUGGGCUCUCGCUUACCUUCGCCGCACUCGCUACAGCCAGCCAGCAGGCGAGGCCCAAGACCACCGGCUCCCAGCGCCCCAUGGUGUGUGGCUGCCUCUCUGUGGCCCUCGCUCUGGGCCUGCGGUAUUUAUGGGCCUGGAGCCAGCCCAGAGCUGCCUGAGGGGGGACCCUUUCCCCCGCCUCCUACCGUUACCCUUUCCUCCAGGUUGGCCGAACUCCAGGUGGUGUAGCUGGGGUCAGGAGGCACCUGCUGUUUCCAGCCAGGGUCGGGCUGGGCCAAGGUCACGUGCAAACACGCAUACACACACACACACACACACACACACACACACACACACACACACACACACGUGGGGACAGUCCAUCUUUCCCAGGGUCGGCUGCUGCCCUGUGACCUGGUCCCCACAGUGCACCUGUGCAGGUUACUGCCUACCUGGGAAGAGAGGCAGAUGGCAUGGGUGCAGGGGGUGUGGGGAGGGCUGGGGCUUGGCUGGGUGCUAAGUGCGCUGCAUUCUGGCGCCUCGACAAGGGCUUGCUUUCGCUCCUGGGGAAAUGGGCAGGCUGCGUCCCCCUGCCGUGCCUGCAGCUCAGCAGUGGGCGCUGAUAGGCGACUGGGUGCGUGAUUUCUGGGAUAGAAAGGGCCACGGGCUACUGGGCAGCGGCUGGCUGUGCGGUUCGAGGUGGGGUGGGGGACCUGAGCAUCAUGAGGUGGUCCCGCCCUCCAAGUGUGGGGGCUUCUCGCUGUCAGCAGCACAUUCCUGGGAGGGCAGGACAAGAGAUCCAGCCCAGCCUUGAGGGCUUCCCGGGGAAAAGGAAGGGCCGGGCUUUCUGGCCACAGGGAACCUGCAGAUACACAGCUGUCCAUCUGUCUGUCUGCCUGUCCGCCUACCAUUUCCUGUGCCCAGAUUUUUUGUGACGCAGAGUGAAUGGAGAGAUGCUGGAGAAAGGUGGGGAGGGGUGGGCGGCUGCAGGUGGGAGGGAGUCAGGACACUGGGAAGAAGAGGCCAUGCAGGCUGGGCUGGCGAGUGUGGGGCCCGGGUGCAAAGGUGUUGAGGGGUGCUGCCAGUGACAAGGAAAGGCACUUGUCGACUCACACCUUUGCCCUGCUCCUGCAGUUCUAAGAAUCUGUUCUAAAGGAGCUAAUUCUAAAUAGGGGGGAGGGGAACAUGCCAGGACGUUCCGUGCAGUGUUAUUUAUAGUAGCCGAGGAGGAAAGGAAGGGGGCAGGAGA